Messenger RNA from Fukomys damarensis (Damara mole-rat), 3196 nucleotides. RefSeq names its product growth factor independent 1 transcriptional repressor (gene Gfi1). Gene Ontology annotation, molecular function: DNA-binding transcription factor activity; RNA polymerase II cis-regulatory region sequence-specific DNA binding. The coding region runs from base 359 to 1306 and encodes 315 amino acids. Gene Ontology annotation, biological process: regulation of transcription by RNA polymerase II. The record is from RefSeq and is a predicted model, not a curated record. The transcript has 6 exons. Lineage: Eukaryota; Metazoa; Chordata; Mammalia; Rodentia; Bathyergidae.
UGAGAGCUUUACUGGGAAGGGGAGGGGCCGGGGCGUGGGCAGUUGAGGAAAGAGCCCGGAUCCGGCCCCGCGACAGGUUUUACCUCCGAGCUGCUGCAGUGCCGCGGUAGACCGCUCGCUCCACCUGUCCGAGUGCCACCUGGUGAGCGCGGCGCCGGGGACAAGCCCCUCCUCCCCGGCCGUCUUCGCUGCCCUGAGCCUAGUGCCCAGUCCUGGCCCUCUGGGCUCUGACCCGCGUUUCCCCUCUUCUCCCCUUCUCUCAGAUUUCUGCCAGGCUGAACAAGCGCUCCCAGUGACCUCGGGGGGAAAGCGGCUCUCAGACAACUUUGGAGCAGAGUGGGGAAGGCGGCGGGCCACCAUGCCGCGCUCUUUCCUCGUCAAGAGCAAGAAGGCUCACAGCUACCAUCAGCCGCGGUCCCCGGGGCCAGACUACUCCCUGCGUUUAGAGAACGCACCGGCGCCCGGCCGAGCAGACAGCAGUUCCAGUGCUGGCGAGCCGAAAGCGGAGCCCCGAGACCGUUUGUCCCCUGAGUGUGAGCUGACCGAGGUUCCGGACGGAGCCUCCGCGUCCCCGGACAGCUGCGAGGGUAGCGUCUGCGACCCCAGCUCCGAGUUCGAGGACUUCUGGAGGCCUCCUUCGCCCUCUGCUUCUCCAGCCUCGGAGAAGUCCCUGUGUCAGUCUCUGGACGAAGCCCAGCCCUUUCCCCUGCCUUUUAAGCCCUACUCGUGGAGCGGCCUGGCGGGUUCCGACCUGCGGCACCUGUCAGCGCCCGCAUCCCGCAGCCCCUCUCAGCGGCCUUCUCCCCGGCCCCACCCGCCUCAGGUGUUCUCCACGCCGCACGGGCUCGAGGUGCACGUGCGCAGGUCCCACAGCGGCACGAGACCCUUUGCCUGCGAGAUGUGCGGCAAGACCUUCGGGCACGCAGUGAGCCUGGAGCAGCACAAAGCCGUGCACUCGCAGGAACGCAGCUUUGACUGUAAGAUCUGUGGCAAGAGCUUCAAGAGGUCAUCCACACUGUCCACACACCUGCUUAUCCACUCAGACACUCGGCCCUACCCCUGUCAGUACUGUGGCAAGAGGUUCCACCAGAAGUCAGACAUGAAAAAACACACCUUCAUCCACACAGGUGAGAAGCCCCACAAGUGCCAGGUGUGUGGCAAGGCAUUCAGCCAGAGCUCCAACCUCAUCACGCACAGCCGUAAACACACAGGCUUCAAGCCCUUUGGCUGCGACUUGUGUGGGAAGGGUUUCCAGAGGAAGGUGGAUCUCAGGAGGCACCGGGAGACACAGCAUGGGCUCAAAUGAGCACCUCGGCUGGCUGCAAACAGCAGUGACACAACACUACAGAGGCAGCUUCUGCUUGCUUCCAGCCCAUUUGGACUUCUCAGGCCCUCCAGGCCAGUCUGCAGAUCCCACCAGAGUGAUUCCCCUUCACCUUACUUCCUGGAGCUGCCAGAGGGAUUGAGGUACUUUUCGGAGUUCUUCUCAGAGUGGGAACCACAGCAACUUCCUAGGCUUUAAUCUCCUCUACAUGAAGAUAUGAAGUCAAAUGGGGAUGAUAAAAGCUUGGCAUUUCCAUCCUUUUCCAUUGGCAGAAAUCCUUCAAGUGUCUUUCCUUUUCUGAAUUCCUCAGAUAACUGUGUCGAAGAGGAGGAAUCACCAUUUACAAGUGGACACGUUAAUGCUGCUUUCUAUCUAGACUGUGGUUAAUGCUUCUUCUGAGAACUCUGUUAACCCCAUUUCUUUUGGGCACUGCAUGUAAUGUAGAUCUUGGGGGAAUCAUUUCUCCUCCUUGAAGACUGGUUCAGAAACUGAUUUGGGGAAGGAGCUUUAUUCUUUCAAAAUCACCAGAUGCACCAUUAUGCUCACCCCAGGAAGAAGCAAAAAAGUGGACUUGGUGGUAAGGGGAUUUAAGGUCCUCUUGGUAAGAAGCCUAUGAAGGCCUCAUCAGAAGAGGUUUUUAAAAAAAUGGAACAAUGCCUGUGGACAGGAAGUCAUUCAUUCACUCUGCAACUGUUUUUUGACCACUGGUACCAAGGUCCUAGGCAUCAUGGUAGGUACCGGGGAGCCAGAGUUUCAAGUCUCAUUCUGUCUCUGCCUCUCAAAAGCUAAUGGUUUCACCUCAAAUGACUGGGGUCUAUUCUUGUUCUCCAGUGGCUUUCUGAGAAGACAGUCAACAAUCUCAAACCUUCUCUUUCAACCCUUUCAGAUUUUAUACAGUGUAAACAAAAAAGUAACUGCAGAGUUACUUCAAAGUUUUUUAGUGUUAAUUUGAUAUUUCUAAGAUGUUUGAAUGGUAGGCGUGAGUGUGUGUGUGAGGGGCAAAGGCUCUGUAUUUAGCUCUUCAGCCUUUCAUGUGUACCAUAUAAGGGGAAAAGGUAUUUUAGGUUUGUACAUGUUUUUAGACUUCUGGAGUGUGUUAUGUUCGUUAAUACAUAUUUAUUAGAGUGAUGUUUAAGUUAAUAAAGUAUUAAGAUUACUACAGAUUGCUUUUCUUUUAGGCAGGAAAUUUGUUUUUCCUGUAGAGGAAGCUGGCACUUAAGGAAAAUACAGUGAAAUGGAAAAGCGAAGCAGACAAGGCAGCAUACAAAGAGAGUAAAAUCCAAUUGCUCGUUUCCAUUUUUUUCCUUUAAUGUCUCACAGAAACAUUUUUCAUAACAACAAAACCCCUGGAAUUGUAUAAAACUAAGAUCCUACCUUAUAGAAUCCCUGUUGGGCCCAUAGGUACAACAGCUGUUUUCUUUGAGAAUCUCAAAUUGUGUUUUUACAGCCAGAGUCUCCCAGAUGAAUCAAGGAAUUCAAGGCUUUGGUCUGAUUUGGGCAACUCCUCUGACUUCCCUGAUACCAGCUGACCUGACCAUAAAAUGUGGAUAUGGUCCUACCAUUCCAUCCAACUCUGUUUACUUUGAUUCUCUGGAAACUGGAGAGGAGAAAAAGUAUGAGAUUGGUUAGCCACUCACUGAAAGCAAAUUACAAAUCUAAAGAUGAAUGAGUUCCAGCUACUUGGGAGGCUUAGGAGGAUCCCAAGUUUGAAUCUUGUCUGGACAACCAAGCACAACCUUGUCUCACAAUAAUCAGUAAAUAAAAAGGACUGGGGAUGUUCUCUCUAGUUUUAAUCCCCAAUACCACAAAACAAACAAACAUAAAAUAAGAUACACACAAUAAAGUAAAAUGGGACCUGGGUUAUUUCUUGUU